Molecule: messenger RNA, 1996 nt
Organism: Syngnathoides biaculeatus (alligator pipefish)
Lineage: Eukaryota; Metazoa; Chordata; Actinopteri; Syngnathiformes; Syngnathidae
Product: exosome complex component MTR3-like
Exons: 3
Coding region: 205-1029 (274 amino acids)
Biological process (GO): rRNA catabolic process; poly(A)-dependent snoRNA 3'-end processing; U4 snRNA 3'-end processing
Cellular component (GO): nucleolus; cytoplasmic exosome (RNase complex); nuclear exosome (RNase complex)
Source: RefSeq, a predicted model, not a curated record
GCGCAUGCGCAAACUACCUGAAAGGACGCGAGAAAGAGAAACGAGCUAAUUCCGGGAUUUUCUCGUGACACCCCAACCAUAACAAGUUAAAAAUAAAUAGAGACUAUACACUUAAAAAAAAUAAGGAACGUAAUCCGGAGGGGGACAUUUUUACGUGCCGGACACAUUCGCAGGCUGCGUGUCUUCCGCAAGCGCCACAAAGCCAUGCCUGUUGACACCAGACGAAUACGUGGUCCAGAGGUUUCCCUAAGUCCGUCUCUGUUCGCGUGCAAGCCGGCGCCAGGCUUGCCAACGCACGGUCCCAGAGCGGACGGCCGGCAACGGGACCAAGUGGACGUCCGGCCCGUUUUCGUCAGGUGCGGGCUGGUGAGCCAGGCCAAGGGCUCUGCGUACAUGGAGGCCGGAGGUACCAAGUUGAUGUGCUGCGUUUAUGGUCCCAGAGAAACGGAUCGUAAAGAUGAAACCGAUAUGAAGUGUGGAAGGUUGACGACAGACAUGCGGUUUGCUCCAUUCUCGUACCAAGAAAGAGGCGCCUGGAUUCAAGGGAGUCAGGACAAGGACUUCUCCUUGAUGCUGCACGAAAGUCUGCAGCCCGCUUUGUGCCUUCACAAAUACCCCCGCUCACAGAUCGAGGUCAACGUGAUGGUUCUCGAAAACAGCGGCUCAGUUCUGGCACACGCCGUCACCUGCGCGUCCCUCGCUCUCGCAGACGCAGGUAUUGAAAUGUACGACCUGGUCCUCGGCUGUGCCGUCCGACAGGAUGGGGCUUCUUAUGUGCUCGACCCGACGUAUGCGGAGGAAAAUGGCAGCGGCUCAGCGAGUGGCGACAAUCAGGGUCGACUCACGCUCGCGUUCCUCCCCAGCUUGAAUCAGAUUUCUGGGCUGCAGUCUGACGGGGAAAUGACUGAAGAGGCUUUGUCUGCUGGGGUGCGCACGUGUAUUGAGGGCUGCUAUAAGAUAUAUCCAGUCAUCCAACAAGCUCUGGCGAAGGCAGUUCGGAGGGCAGCCCCCCCACCAUCAGAGAGCUGACAGAGUUAGUUGUUUUCUGGGUCAAUAUCACGAGAAAGAGCCUUUGGAGUCCUCAUCACACUCACUCAGUAAUGAUGGAAAUAAAGCUGAAUCGUGAAGCUGUGCGCUCAUCUUUUUCUUUCGGCUUGUCCCGUGAGGGGUCGCCACAGCGUGUCAUCUUUUUCCAUCUCAGCCUAUCUCGUGCAUCCACUCUGAACACCCACUGUCCUCAUGUCCUCCCUCACAACAUCCAUCAACCUUUUCUUUGGUCUUCCUCUGAUGGAGAGUGUAAACUAAACAUUUGUGCACACACCUGUACAAUAAGUCUCUGAAAAUGUGUGUUGAAUUCAUUUUAUUCCUGGUUGGAUGCACGUGUUUGGUAGGUCCCACCCACUGCUACAGUGUGUCGAAAAUGGUUAAAGCGAUAUAACAUCCAUCCGUAUUGUCCAUAUUAUUUCACAAAAGGAGUAAUUUACAGAUACUGAAUAAUUUGCAUGCAUCAUGCAAACUGAUCACCUUAUAGGCUAAAGGGAAUUAUUUUCAGAUAUUAGGGCAAGCAUUUCAUAUUUCAUAACUGGAGACUGGCUAUUUCCAGAAUUUUUCUUCACACUUUGUUGAUCUUGACAUGUCCACUCUGUCAUCAAGUGAAAUAUCACUUGUCAAAACCUUUUGGAUAAUCCCCAAAGCAUAUCUAUUUUUUCUUAUAUGAAUGCUAAAAUUAGCCCCCAUAUUUUGCUGUUUGAAUGCAGUUAGUAUCUGUUUUUUAAAAAAUUAUGAUGGACCAAUAUGCUUUUUUUUUAACAACACAAGGUCUCUUUAACACACUGAAUAUGGGGUUCAACGGAUAAGAUCAACUUUUUGGGGGGUGAAAUGAGAGUCUCAAAGGCACCGUAUGGUGAUAUUGACUGUUCUACAAUAUACUGUAAGCGUUAUAUGUGCAUUUAACUUUGAUCUGUGUGCUCAUUAAAGUUUUUUCUUCUUCAUUUUA